AUGCGUGGCUGCUACCUCCUUGCGGGUAAAGACACUCUUGCCACAAAGUCACUCGUACCUGGUGUCUCCAUAUACGGUGAGAAGCGCGUAAGCGGUACAAUUGCCGGAGAGACCGAGUCCUGCGAGUUCCGCGUGUGGAAUCCAUACCGGUCGAAACUUGCGGCGGCGAUUUACGCUGGUGUUGCUCAGAUAUACAUGGAACCGGGCUCAACAGUGUUAUACCUGGGUGCUGCCAGUGGGACAACUGUUAGUCAUGUGUCUGAUUUGGUGGGUCCGGAGGGUGUUGUGUACGCUGUGGAGUUCUCACACCGUAGCGGGCGUGACCUGGAGGAGAUGUCGAAACGUCGGAGUAAUAUUGUCCCGAUCCUUGAGGAUGCCCGCUACCCGCAGAAAUAUCGGAUGCUGAUACCGCGUUUGGUAGACUGCAUCUUUAUGGAUGUUGCUCAACCCGACCAGGCGCGAAUAUUAGCUCUGAAUGCACAACACUUUUUGAAACAGAACGGUGGUUUUGUUAUUUCGAUAAAGGCCAAUUGCAUUGAUUCGACAGCGGACUCUGCUACUGUUUUUGCAUCGGAGGUGCAGAAGCUGAAGGACUCAGGGCUGAGACCGAAGGAACAGGCCUCGCUGGAACCGUUCGAGCGUGACCACGCUGUGGUUACAGGUUACUACAAAUCCCCCCCGCAAUAG
Trypanosoma brucei brucei TREU927 is the source of this 687-nucleotide messenger RNA. Its product is annotated as fibrillarin, putative. Gene Ontology annotation, molecular function: rRNA methyltransferase activity; RNA binding; histone H2AQ104 methyltransferase activity. The record is from RefSeq and is a predicted model, not a curated record. Bases 1 to 687 code for a protein of 228 amino acids. Lineage: Eukaryota; Euglenozoa; Kinetoplastea; Trypanosomatida; Trypanosomatidae. The transcript has a single exon. Gene Ontology annotation, cellular component: small-subunit processome; nucleolus; box C/D methylation guide snoRNP complex. Gene Ontology annotation, biological process: rRNA methylation; box C/D sno(s)RNA 3'-end processing.